Sycon ciliatum is the source of this 3940-nucleotide messenger RNA. RefSeq names its product gamma-butyrobetaine dioxygenase-like. The record is from RefSeq and is a predicted model, not a curated record. Gene Ontology annotation, biological process: carnitine biosynthetic process. The coding region runs from base 612 to 2099 and encodes 495 amino acids. The transcript has 10 exons. Lineage: Eukaryota; Metazoa; Porifera; Calcarea; Leucosolenida; Sycettidae. Gene Ontology annotation, cellular component: mitochondrion. Gene Ontology annotation, molecular function: oxidoreductase activity.
GCAAUCAGCUGCUUUCUGAGCUGCUUCAUUAUGAUUUGCCGACACCCAGUCAGUCAUAGCAAGAGCACAAAGCUCAGUGUUUGUUCACAUAUCCAGUUGGAGCAAGCUAAAAAGGACUCUUUGUGUAACACUCAUAUUGAGUCAUAAAGUCUGUCCGUCGAUCUAGCUAGGCAAGUCUACAUAUUUUAGUCAUCGCGACCUGAGCAGGGUUCACCACGGAUGCACUGGUUCGAGGCUGACGGAAGCAACCAAGAUUUCCAUCUAUCCGGCCGUGUACCAGUGGUGUACAGGCUCGAGCAAAUCCACCAGCGAACCCACACAAGAUAACGAUAAGUGCAGUGCCGUGUUUGCCACAACUCUCACACUCCUGUUCUCUGUACAGCCCAUUGAAGCAGUAGCUCUGACCUGUGUGCGUAAAACAGUUGUAUCAAGGGCCCAGGAGCUCUUUGUUUUUUUUGCAUUCAGUGCAUGCCAUUCAUUGCUCACAUUUCCACGCCGCUCGAGUCGAAGUCGACUGUCUGAUUUAUUGCUGGGCAGAAGACCACCCUGGCUCCAGGACGUUUCGAGUUGGCAGCGAGUUCUUACAGCUCGCGUCACGCAGCGCUUUGGUCAUGCUGCGCCAACGUCUUUGUCGCCUCCACCCCGGGCUCAGCCAGAGCUGGAGGUGUGGAGGAGGUGGACAGCGCUCCAGGAACUUCAGCUCGGGUGCCAACCAUGUGCGGUACGCGGCCGGGACGGCCACCGCCUGCGAGGCAGUCAGCGCUGCGCCGCCACCUGUUGUGCAGGUGAUGCCGGCGUCCAAGAGUCACGUGCGCGUCGUCUGGGACGACAAGGUCGCUAGCCAGUACCACUUUGUCUGGCUACGCGACAAUUGCCGCUGCAGCCAAUGCAUUGAUCCGGGAACGCAGCAGAAGCUGCUGGACACCGCGUCGAUUGCCCUCGACCUGCAGCCACGCGAGGUGUCGUUCUGUACGAGUAGCGAGGACGAGGGCAUGGGUGACAGUGCGGUGCGCAUCAAGUGGAGUGCCGACGGCGGCAGCAGUGAGCACGUCAGCAUCUACCCAGCUAGCUGGCUGCGCGCUCACGCUGAGCCGUUCCUUGUCGACGGCCAUGCUCACUAUGUGACUCGGUCAUUGUCGGAAGCGGCGGCUAGCAGCAUGACGGCCGCUGCCCCUCACCUGGGCAAGGCCGUCCUGCCCGCCGUCAAGCCGUGGAAGGCCGACGAGCUGCAGCAGCGCCAGGGCUUGUUCGUCGACUACGCCGACGUGACGUCGGCGGACGCGGAGCUCGCACAGCGCAGCCUGCGCCAGCUUUGCGAUAACAUACACCUGUAUGGCCUGGCGUAUCUCAGAGGUGUACCAACGGAAGAUAAUUUUGUACUCCGGGUAGCUGACUUGGUCGCUAUAGCCAAGCAAACUUGUUACGGCUACAAGUUUGACGUCGUUCAAGAAACGCCAAGCGAAGUCUCCCACCUCGCCUUCAGUGGAGCAGAGUUGGACAUGCACACCGAUCUCAACUACCGCGAGAAGUCACCAGGUUUGCAGUUUCUACACUGUAUGGAUCUUACCUGGGUGAAACCCAAGCACUCUAUUCCGGCCGACAAGCAAGGUUUGAAUAUCUUUGUCGACGGCUUCGCUGUCACCGAACACCUUCGCCAGAACAACCCAUCUGCGUUCCACAUUUUGUCGUCAACGCCGGUUGCCUUCUCCAUACGCUAUAAGGAGCACACGUACACACAAGAAGUUCCCAUCAUCUGCAUGGCAGGUAGCGGUGGUGAUGAGGUGGAGGAGGUACACUUGAACAACCGCUGCAUGUCGCCACUUCAGCUUGCGCCCAACAUGAUCCUGCCGUUCUACUCUGCUUACAAGAGCUUCAACGACUGUGUGCGCAGCGAUGAGUAUCGUUACAAACACCAGCUGCAGCCCGGCGAGCUGGUGAUCUUCAACAACCGGCGUGUCAUGCACGGCAGAACUGCGUACGACCCGAUGGCGCUGCGAAGGAAGUUGCAAGGCUGCUACAGCGACCUGGACGAUUUCCAGUCGAAAUAUCGCUCCGUACUGCGAGGCACCAGUCGUCCGCAAGAGGAGAGCUCUGUUUAGACUCCAUGACCCCCGCAUGGCUUGAUGGCAUCUCGAAGCAGUCAGUGGCCAUCGCUCGCCUGCCACUACUCUUGCGUAAUAUCCUCUUGCCGUGUCUGUGACAGAUGUGUCUCUAUCCCUCUGGAUAACCACACGUUGGUAUUCUAUCCUCUCUUCGUGAUUAUGACGGAUGUGUCUCUACCGCUCUCUAUCGCUAAGCACAUAUUGAUAUGGGUUCAGUAAGACCUUAAUCCUAUGAUGGUGGCCGGCACACCGUUUUGACUGGCAGCACACUGACAUAUCAAAUGUUGUAACGCCCAACCAGUGCACGUAUGCUCACUUACUCUCACCCCCGCGAUAGGGCUGCGAUAUGGCCGGCCGGUGAGCUUUCGCAGUCGCAACACGCAACACUCUGCACCGCCCCCACCCCCCGACCCUAUUGCCCGGCUCGAGUGUGUGUGCACUGCACUUUCCCCACCCCGACUCUAUUGUCCGGCUCGAGUGUGCGCAUGCACGCUUGAGCUUGACGCUGAUUUCUAGAUUUUUAGUUUUCCAGUUCAUAGUCACUAACUAGCACAUGUUCCUAGCUACUUUACCGGACCUGUUCCUCUACAGCAGCUGCUGCCCGCCACGGCAUUACGCACGCCGAGGUCUUCUAUAGCAUCCGUUUAGCCUUGUUUUACACACACACACACACACACACACACACACACACACACACACACACACACACACACACACACACACACACCUUGCAUAUGCACAUCCCUUGCAUAUGCACAUCCCUAGCAAAUGCACACACACACACACACACACACGCACCUUGCAUAUGCACAUCCCUUGCAUAUGCACAUCCCUAGCAAAUACGCACACACACACACACACACACACUCUCACACACUCUCACACACACCACAUGGUGUUAGGUACUUAGCUUCCCACUGCUGUUAGCAUAUGCCGUAUUGCAUGUCAACAUACUCAUCAUUGCAGUGGGUUUACUACUGUACCUGUACGUGCUAGAUACACAUUUGGUAUGGCGACAUUUUCGUUGAGUUUCGGCGUCUGUCCUUUUUUAGCAGUUGUUGCUUGUAUGUUGCAUCAUUCCCGCAUUCUUAACCAUGGAUGCAUGCUUUAGCUGCCUCCUUUAAUGUCCUGAUGUUUCUUCUGUUUACGCCUGACAAUGGAGGCGAACUUUGGUGCACGUUUAGCCGGGUCGUACUUCCGGAAGAGCCCUUUGUAUUCUAGCUUAUUUUACCCGUUUUAGUAACCAUGACAACUUGGUGUGCGCCUGCUGUUCCCCUUUCGUGCAAUUAUGAUAUCUUUGUACUUAAAAUUAUGUUUUAUGAUUUUUUAGCACUCCGCAUUAGCGUCGAGCAGUGGCACACCCCUGAGCCGCAGCCAACCUAUCUGACUUAUUCUCUUGUAGUAGCAACUCUCGGCCACGUCAUUUGCACCACAGUCUUAGCAUAUAUUAAAAUCUCCCAGCGUAUCUCCUCUAUCCGAUCAUGUCCCGCUUUGAUAGAGCCAUCGUUCAUACAUGUCUUUAACGCUCCAUUUUAGUUGUUGUCGGUGUUGUGUCGAUCUCUUAGAAUUUAGGGAGCGGACUUUGUGUCCCAUCUGCUGACUCAACGUAUUCGUUUUGAAUGACUGAACACUCUAAUUAACGCACUUGUAUGGCCGGUUGUAACGCGGACGUGCAAACUUUACUUUAAUCUUUUAUACCUGAAGAAGAAGAAGAAGAAUUGUUACGUCCGAUAAACCCGAAGUCAGACCGGCUGGUUAUGCUGCUUGGCUUGUGUGCAACAAACACAAUCCAUGUACUACUCUGUACUCAGUCACGCUGCGUUUAUGUCGAUAUUAAA